CAUGUCUGACUAUGUUUCGUGUGAGAACGCUUAUUAAUUAUUAUUUUAUACCGUGUUUUUAAUAUAACAAUAGUGUGUAACGUGUCAAAGCGCCGAACCAUUGCGUUUUUAAUCUCAGUGUGGUCCCCCUAGAAUUGAAGAAUAAAAUGGCAUGGUGGUAAAGUCAAACCAAAGAGUAAAUACACUGGACAUAAACAUCACCAAAAAUACAUUCAGCAUGGAGGACUCUGGUCGAGGAGCCAGCUACACAGUGCCCUGUGACGACUACGUCCAUGUGGUGGAGUUCAGCCCCUUUGACAGUGGCUCCGCUGCCCUUCUGGCCUAUGGAGGAAACCAGUAUGUGGUGGUUGGCACCUGCCGCUUCCAGGAGGAGGACAUGGAGGUAGAGGGGAUUGAAUUCACCACACUGCGUGUUUUCCAUCAUGCGUUACGCGUGGAUUGCCUCGCAUGGAGCCCUGAGUCUCGGCUGGACAAGCUGCCCCAACUCAUCAGAUUUUGCACUGCUGCAGCAGACAGAAAAGUGAGGCUGUUGACUUCUGAUCUUCAGAAUCAACAUGAAGUCAAGGUGAUGGAGGGUCACACCAGCUACAUCAACCACUUAGUGUUUGAACCCACGGAGGGGAAACAAAUCGCUUCGGUCAGUGAUGACCAUACAUGCAGGGUGUGGGACCUGGAGGGGAAUGAAACCACUACAUUUAGACUACGCUCUCCUGGUGUCAGUGUGUGCUGGCAUCCUGAAGAUGCCUUCAAGCUGAUGGUGGCCGAGAAAAAAGGGACGAUACGGUUCUAUGACCUGGUUACCCAGCAGGCCAUUCUUUCUCUGGAUUGCGGCCAGUCGCCACUCAUGUCGGCCGACUGGUGCCUCACCAACACCAUCAAGGUGGGCGCGGUGACUGGCAGCGACUGGGUCAUCUGGGAUAUUACCCGCUCCAGUUACCCACAAGAGAAGAGGCCUGCCCAUGUAGAACGAGCAGGAAACUUCAGGUGGUCUCGGGUCAAUGAGAAUCUCUUCUCCACAACAGGAUGUCCAGGCAAGAUCAGCAGUCAGUUACUAGUGCAUCACCUUGGUCACCCGCAGCCCGUGAUGAUUGGAUCAGCCACGGUGGGGGCGGGUCUAAGCUGGCACAGGUCCCUCCCACUCUGUGUCAUUGGCGGUGACCGAAAGCUCUCUUUUUGGAUGACAGAAAUGUAAUGCAGUCACUCCCUAUGGACAUACGGGAGGCAAUGCAAAUGUACAUUGAAACUGUUUGACAUGAGGUGUGGUUGGAUAUUUCUAUUUUCAUAAUUUUUCAAUAAAGUAUUUCAUUUUCCA
Oncorhynchus keta (chum salmon) is the source of this 1312-nucleotide messenger RNA. Its product is annotated as nucleoporin Nup37-like. The transcript has 10 exons. The record is from RefSeq and is a predicted model, not a curated record. Gene Ontology annotation, molecular function: protein binding. Lineage: Eukaryota; Metazoa; Chordata; Actinopteri; Salmoniformes; Salmonidae. Bases 152 to 1192 code for a protein of 346 amino acids. Gene Ontology annotation, cellular component: nuclear pore outer ring.